Molecule: messenger RNA, 954 nt
Organism: Panonychus citri (citrus red mite)
Lineage: Eukaryota; Metazoa; Arthropoda; Arachnida; Trombidiformes; Tetranychidae
Gene: CkIIbeta
Product: casein kinase II subunit beta
Exons: 2
Coding region: 157-822 (221 amino acids)
Cellular component (GO): cytoplasm; protein kinase CK2 complex
Molecular function (GO): protein kinase regulator activity
Source: RefSeq, a predicted model, not a curated record
AAAGUGUUCAAUGCGAAAGAGAGGAAAAGAGAGAGGGUUGUUCUUGAGUUGAUUGUUUUGUUUAUGUUGUUUGAUUGGUGAAUCUUACUAAUUGUUGUAAUUAAUUUAGUUUUUAGAUUAAUUUUUUGUCUUUUAUUUAAUUUUCAUAAGUAAAUAAUGUCUUCUUCUGAAGAGGUUUCUUGGAUUUCUUGGUUUUGUGGUUUACGGGGCAAUGAAUUUUUCUGUGAAGUUGAUGAGGAUUAUAUUCAAGAUAAAUUUAACCUUACUGGAUUAUCUGACAGUGUACCACAUUAUAGACAAGCAUUGGAUAUGAUUCUUGACCUGGAACCGGACGAUGAACUGGAAGAUAAUCCGAGUCACAGUGAUGUCGUUGAACAAGCCGCUGAAAUGUUAUAUGGUCUGAUACAUGCUCGUUACAUUUUAACCAAUCGUGGAAUCGCCCUUAUGAUUGAGAAAUAUCAAAAUGGUGAAUUUUCAACAUGUCCGAGAGUUUAUUGCGAAAAUCAGCAGCUUCUUCCAAUUGGUUUGUCUGACAUUCCCGGUGAAGCAAUGGUCAAAGUGUAUUGUCCAAAAUGUAAUGAUGUGUAUAAUCCUAAAUCAAGUCGUCACCAACACACCGAUGGUGCUUAUUUCGGCACUGGAUUUCCUCAUAUGCUUUUUAUGGUACACCCUGAAUAUCGACCUAAAAAACCAACAUCCCAAUUUGUCCCACGUUUAUAUGGCUUCAAGAUACAUCCACUGGCUUACCAAUUACAACAGCAAGCAGCAGCUAAUCAUAAACCAAUUAGACCAAUUACUUAUGCCAACAGUAACAAAAGGUAGAAAAUUAAUUAGAAACUAACUGAUAGCCAUAAGCCCAAAAAAUAACAACAAAAAAACCUUAUUCUUUCCUUCCCGUUCCCCACCAAAUAUCUCACAAGAAUAAAGAAUAAAAAGCCUAACUUGUCUUUAUAA